Molecule: messenger RNA, 1530 nt
Organism: Dichotomopilus funicola
Lineage: Eukaryota; Fungi; Ascomycota; Sordariomycetes; Sordariales; Chaetomiaceae
Exons: 3
Coding region: 1-1530 (509 amino acids)
Biological process (GO): cyclic threonylcarbamoyladenosine biosynthetic process
Cellular component (GO): mitochondrial outer membrane
Molecular function (GO): ubiquitin-like modifier activating enzyme activity; tRNA threonylcarbamoyladenosine dehydratase activity
Source: RefSeq, a predicted model, not a curated record
AUGUCGACCCUCACUUCGAACUCCAAGGUCCAGCUGGCGGCCACAGCCGUGGUCUCCGCGGCCGUAGCAGCCGGUGCUAUCCUCAGCUACCAGCGCCUGCAAGAAAACAAUCGUGUUUCUCGCCUCAAACAGUCCAUCCCUCAGUCCGGUACCGGGGUUGAGGCCGAGCCAGCCAUCCAAGCAGUAACACCCAUCGGCCCGAUCCCCCACCCCGACAAGGAAGACGCCCACAACCAAGCCCUCGCCCACCGCGCCCAAGCCGGCGACUUCGACGACGAGCUGAUCCUCGAGCAACUCGCGCGCAACCGCGUCUUCCUCGGCGACGCCGGGCUCGCCGCCCUCCGCUCCGCCUUCGUCGUCAUCAUCGGCUGCGGCGGCGUCGGCUCCCACGCCUGUACCGCGCUCGCCCGCUCCGGUGUGCAGCGCCUGCGGCUGGUGGAUUUCGAUCAGGUUACGUUGAGUAGUUUGAACCGGCAUGCUGUGGCGACGCUGGCGGAUGUGGGGUUGCCGAAGGUGCAGUGUUUGCAGAGGCGGUUGGUGGCGGUGGCGCCGUGGGUGAGGUUUGAUUUGAGGUUGCAGAAGUUUGAAGGGGGGGUGGCGGGACAGGUGUUGGAGCCGUGGGUUGGGGAGGAUGGGAAGAGGCCGGAUUUUGUGAUUGAUGCGAUUGAUAAUAUUGAGAGUAAGGUUGAGCUGCUCAAGUAUUGCCAUGACCAGGGCUUGCCGGUGAUUUCGGCUAUGGGCGCGGGGACGAAGAGUGACCCGACGAGGGUUAUGGUAGGGGAUAUUGGGGCGAGCUUUGAGGACGGGUUGUCGCGGGCGACGAGGAGGCGGUUGAAGCUGUUGGGGGUGAGCAGUGGGAUUCCGGUGGUGUACUCGACGGAGAAGAUGGGUGAGGGCAAGGCUGCGUUGCUGCCGCUGGCUGAAGCGGAGUUUCAGAAGGGGGCCGUGGGCGAGCUGGGUGUGCUACCGGAUUUCCGGGUGCGGAUUUUGCCGGUGCUGGGGACGAUGCCGGCGGUUUUCGGAUAUGUUGCCGCGAACCAUGUUAUUCUGAAGAUUACAGGUUACCCAAUGGACUACCAACCAGCGAAAGCCCGCGACAAGAUGUACGAUGCGAUCCUAGCCUACGUGCAAGCCAGCGAGGAAAAAGUCGUUCGCUCGAUCGAAGGCGGCCGUGUAGACGUCUGCAUCGGCCUCAAGGUCCCCAUCACACCAGGCGACAUCGCUUUUCUCGUCGAGGAGGCGUUCCGUGGCCGGAGCGCGAUCACGGGUAUUCCGACUAAGCUGAUGCUGAUCCGGUGGAAGAAGCCGGAAGGCACCACGUUGGUUCGGAUUGGAGAGGGGAAUGAGGAGCAGAAGUCGUCGAAUCUUAGGCUGAGUGAUUUGGUGUGCUUGACAAAGGAAGAGGCGGUUCGGCAUGUGAAGGAGGUGUUGUUGGGUGAUAAAACUUUGGAGGAUCUUUAUAGCCCCGAAGUGAUUGAGUUGGUAGAGGCCCGGCAAAAAGAGGCUGAGGCAUAUGAACGAUACAGAUAA